Lolium rigidum is the source of this 2071-nucleotide messenger RNA. Its product is annotated as pyridoxine/pyridoxamine 5'-phosphate oxidase 1, chloroplastic. The transcript has 13 exons. Gene Ontology annotation, molecular function: FMN binding; pyridoxamine phosphate oxidase activity; NAD(P)HX epimerase activity. Gene Ontology annotation, biological process: pyridoxine biosynthetic process. The record is from RefSeq and is a predicted model, not a curated record. Gene Ontology annotation, cellular component: mitochondrion. NCBI's taxonomy places the organism in Eukaryota, Viridiplantae, Streptophyta, Magnoliopsida, Poales, Poaceae. The coding region runs from base 20 to 1684 and encodes 554 amino acids.
CCGCCACCGCCAGCGGGGGAUGCUGACCGCCGCGUCCAGAAUCUGCGGCAAAUCCGGCCUCGCCACCACCACCACCCGUGCUAUGCCAUUUUUCCUCUCCACCUUCCCCGCACCCACCGCCGCCGCCGCUCCCUCUGCCACUCCUACGGCCCAAAACCCUAGCCCACACCGCCGCCCCCCUCCCCCGCCCCGCCGCGCCCUUGCCUUCUUCGCCGCCGCCGCCGCCGCGCGGUUAGCUGCCCUGUCACCCUCGCGCACGCGGGCCAUGGCGUCGCUGGCGACGUCGACGGCGGCCGCGGCCGCUACGGAGGUGACGCACCUCUCGCAGCGCGACGCUGCGGAGAUCGACGAGCAGCUCAUGGGGCCCCUCGGCUUCAGCGUCGACCAGCUCAUGGAGCUCGCGGGGCUGAGCGUAGCGGAAGCCGUUGCGGAGGUUUAUAAGUUGAGUGAACAUAAAAGGGUUCUUAUCAUCUGUGGUCCAGGAAACAACGGUGGUGAUGGUCUCGUUGCUGCUCGUCAUCUUUAUCAUUUCGGAUACAAACCAUUUGUUUGUUAUCCAAAACGUACAGCCAAACCUCUGUAUUCUGGCCUUGUUACUCAGCUUGAAUCACUGGGUAUCCCGUUCGUGCCUGUUGAAGAUCUAUUUAACAACUUACCAGGCCAGUUUGACAUUGUUAUUGAUGCAAUGUUUGGCUUCUCAUUUCAUGGAACACCCCGACCACCCUUUGAUGAUCUUGUCCAAAUGCUUGUUUCUCUGAGUGCUAAUGAUGAUUUAGCGAAAAGGCCGCCAAUCGUUUCUGUUGAUAUUCCUUCUGGGUGGCAUGUAGAAGAGGGAGAUGUCAAUGGAGGAGGAAUUAAGCCUGAUAUGCUGGUAUCACUGACUGCACCAAAGCUCUGUGCGAAAAAAUUUACUGGCCCACACCAUUUUCUCGGGGGUAGAUUUGUUCCGCCUCCUAUUUCGAGCAAAUAUGGGCUCGAACUUCCUCCAUAUCCUGGCACCUCAAUGUGUGUGAGAAUUGGAAAAGCACCAUCAGUUGACAUUUCAUCACUGAGGGAAAAUUAUAUUUCCCCAGAACUUCUUGAGAAUGAAGUGAUCCCUGAUCCAUUUGAUCAGUUCCGUAAAUGGUUUGAUGAAGCAGUUACUGCUAACCUGCGAGAACCAAAUGCCAUGGCUUUAACAACUGUCAGUAAAUCAGGAAAACCUUCUUCAAGAAUGGUUCUUCUAAAAGGUUUUGAUAAGCAUGGCUUCGUUUGGUACACAAAUUAUGAUAGCCAAAAGGCACAUGAUUUGUCAGAAAAUUCAAAUGCUGCACUUCUUUUCUACUGGAAUGAGAUGAACCGCCAGGUUAGAGUAGAAGGGUUGGUUCAGAAGGUUUCAGAAGAAGAGUCUGAAAAGUAUUUCCACAGCCGCCCACGUGGAAGUCAGCUUGGUGCCAUAGUUAGCAAGCAGAGCACUGUAAUUUCUGGAAGGGACGUUCUUCAACAGGCGUACAAGGAAUUGGAACAAAAAUAUUCGGAUGGUAGCUUCAUCCCAAAACCUGAUUACUGGGGUGGCUACCGGUUGACACCAAAUCUUUUUGAGUUCUGGCAAGGCCAACAGUCUCGUCUGCAUGACCGGCUGCAGUAUUCACAGCGAGAAGUAGAUGGGAGCACAGUAUGGCACAUCGAGAGGUUAUCCCCUUGAUCAGUAACCCCCUUAAAGCUCUUGGUAAGUAAAAGGACCGUCUUAUCACCAGCGCUCGAAUCUUAUUCAGCUGCAAGGACCAUCUCAUGAUUAGGGCCCGUGUUUGAGUUCCUGGAGCUCCAUUUUGCACUUGGUUUUUCGUUGGAGCACAAGGAUGGAUGAGGAAUGGAGGUGAUCGGAUUUUGUUAUAAAUGACAUUCAUUUGACCAUACAGCAGAAUCUUGGGAUAUAAAUUCCAUUUUUUACGUAUUUGGUGUGUCAGUAUGUCAUACUUUAGAUGGUUCUGUUGGACAUGGUGGGUGAAUUACGAUAGCUCUGUAUACUGUAUAGAUGGACUGAUCUUAUGUUCUGAGUUGAGUUUCUAUUUGGCAUGAAGCAAAUAAAUAA